Messenger RNA from Schizosaccharomyces octosporus yFS286, 3294 nucleotides. Its product is annotated as ubiquitin-protein ligase E4. Gene Ontology annotation, molecular function: ubiquitin-ubiquitin ligase activity. The transcript is spliced from 3 exons. Gene Ontology annotation, cellular component: cytoplasm; ubiquitin ligase complex; nucleus. Gene Ontology annotation, biological process: protein polyubiquitination. The coding region runs from base 63 to 3098 and encodes 1011 amino acids. NCBI's taxonomy places the organism in Eukaryota, Fungi, Ascomycota, Schizosaccharomycetes, Schizosaccharomycetales, Schizosaccharomycetaceae. The record is from RefSeq and is a predicted model, not a curated record.
GUCACAGUCGCUGUAUUUAUUGCCAUUGUACUUCGUACCGUCUUCCACUGACUUAAGCAAUAAUGAGCGACCUAGAAAACAUACGUCUUAAAAGACUUGCAAAGUUACAACAUGCAAGUUCAAGUGAUAAUGUUUCAAACAGAAGCAGCGAGGUGAGCGAGGAGCAUGAACCCAAGAGGCCGAAUAUUAGAGAGGAUGAAGAAAUGCCUGAUGUUGUUAGACAUCCCAUCGAGAAAAAACAAGAAAUUGCAUCACCUGCUCGCCCGAGUAGUCAACAGCGAAAAACAUUUUCCCGUGAAGAGUGGGUACAUGUCAUAACAAGCCAAACACUCAAUAUAACUUUAGAAUUGGAACAAAACGAAAGAUUUUAUUUGGAAUCAUUUAAAAGAGAUUUGGAAAGUGAAGGGCAUCCUUGUGUAUUUAACGAAGAUAAUGUCGAUUCUGCAUUACUAACUAGAUUGUCGGUAACUGGCGACAACACAUUCAAAUAUUUAUUAAAUUCUUGGAGCUCAGUAUAUAAUGUUCUUAAAAGAUUGCCGAAAGAUGAACACCUUCAAUAUAAAACCGGUUACCUCACGAAGUUGAAAUACCUCUUGGUAAGUUAUGCUGGCAUAACUAUAUUGUUGCCUGAUACCUUCAACUGUUCUCCCAUAAAUCUUGCUGAUUUACUUACGAAAUCACCUGGGAUACCGCUAGAGUUUGUUGUUGAUUUUGUUGCACGUUAUGAAAAUGAGGGUUUAGAUGAAUUUUUUAUUCCUGUAUUGGAAACGUUAUCGAUGAAGAUCAGUCGUAUGGACGUUGAGUCGUUCGAGAUGAAUAUUAUUCAAGUAGUACUGCAGUUAGUUUCUAUGAAACCAGUUGCUGUCCUAGUUCCUCAAUUGCCUUCUUGGUGUCCUUCAACAAACCCUGGCGAAAUUGAGUAUAAAACGUUUUUAGGAAGGAUUUCAAGCCUUACUGUUUUUACGCAAGAAGUUGCAAAUCGCUACUUCUCAAACUCCAAGGAUCGCUCGAUGCAGGAUAUCACGUCUUCUAUAAGUUCUCUGAGAGUGGUUAUUACUAGUUAUCAGGAGCAACUUUUUCAAAUUUUCAAUGCUCUUAUUCGAACGUCUCCAGAAAUUCGUGAGAAUGUAUUAGAUUUUCUUGCAAUGGUAGUAAACGUCAAUCACAAGCGUCAAUCACUUCAGGUCGAUCAAUUCGAUAUAACCUCAGAUGCUUGUAUGCUUAAUUUAGCUUAUGUCUUGAACAGAUUGUCUGAACCGUUUUUGGAUAUUAAAUUUUCAAAACUAGACAGAGUUCAAACGGAGUAUCUACGAAGACAUCCUCGUAUCGAUUUCAAAGAGGAAACAAAACUUAACGCAGAUCAAAAAUCUUCGGAAGAGUUUUAUUCUCAUUGUUUUGAAGGACCAAAUAAUUUCAUAUCUGACAUCUUUUUUCUGAAUCUCUCAUAUCAUCAUUUCGGUAUCAAUGCUGCUGUUAAGGCUCUAGAGCAAACACUUGUGAGUAUUAGAGACUCGGAAAAAUUAAGAGAGCGAUUAGAAGCUGAGCAAGCUGUCAAUUCAAAUGCAUUUCUAGCUCGACGUUUUUCCGCUCAAAUUGAUCGUCUGUAUCAACGAAUAGAUUUAGAUCGAUCCUUUGUGCAUUGCUAUGAAAUUAUGCUCACUCAGCCAUCUGAAACUUCUAGAUCUUACAAUUUUCUCAAUUUUGUCAUGGCAUGGUUGCUACGCGUAGCUAACAACGCUGCAUCUGAUUACCCAAAGGCACCUCUUGUGCUACCUUUCUCAGAAACAGCUCCAGAACUAUUUAAAAACCUUCCUGAAUAUUUUAUUGAAGCAAUUACUGAAUACGUCCUUUCUCUUUUUAAAACGUCUUCUUCUACUUUAACUACUCAUUCAUCAGAUACCUUAUGUGAAUUUUGUGUUACUUUGCUGACAAAAUCAUCCUAUAUAAAAAACCCAUAUUUGCGAGCAAAGCUUGUGGAAAUUCUCUUUUACGGAGUGCAGAAUCAGCAUGGUCAACCCGAAGUAAUGAUUGAUGUUUUGUCAACAUCGCAUAUUGCUACCAAAUGGUUGAUUCCUGCUUUGAUGGGUUUCUAUAUCGAAAUUGAGUCUACUGGUCAGUCUACUCAGUUUUAUGACAAAUUUAACAUUAGAUUUUACAUUUGUGAGGUUUUCCGUACCAUAUGGAAAUUACCAGCAUACUUUGGGAAGUUGGAACAAGAACAGAAAACUAAUUUGCCAUUUUUUGUGAAGUUUGUGGCUCUGAUGUUAAACGAUGCUACAUACCUUUUAGACGAAGCUCUUUUGAAAUUAAAGGAUAUUCAUGAUUUACAGGAAAGAGUUAAUCAAGCUAUCAACACAGGAGAGUCAAAUCAAAAUGUUCAAGAAUCUCAACAAAACUUGGUAGCUACAGAGCGUCACGCCUCGGUCUACUGUCAGUUGGGUAACGAAACAAUCUUGAUGCUUCGAUUGUUUACUUCAUCGAUUCCGAAAGCAUUCUGUGCUUUGGAAAUUGUUGAGAGAUUGGCUGCAAUGUUGAACUAUAAUCUACAAGCAUUAUGUGGUCCAAGAUGCAGGAAUUUGAAAGUACGAGAUCCCACAAAAUAUAACUUCGAUCCCAAGUCUCUAUUAUCCACAAUUUUGGAUGUAUACUUGAAUUUGUGCAAUGAAGACAAUUUUGUUGAAGCGGUUGCCCAUGAUGGACGUUCUUAUAGCAAGGAAAUUUUCGAUAGAGCUCUUGGAAUUGUUAGAAAACACAACUUGAAGUCUUCUUUUGAUGUUGAGAAUAUCUCAGACUUUGUCAACAAAGUGGAAAGAUUUAGGUUAGAAGAGGAAAAUGAAGAAGAAGACAUGGGCGAAGCUCCUGAUCAUUUCCUCGAUCCGCUAAUGUUCACAAUAAUGAAAGAUCCCGUGAUUCUUCCUAGAUCAGGAAUGUCAAUAGACAGAAGUACUAUUAAGGCACACCUUUUGAGUGAUAAUACGGAUCCUUUCAACCGUACUCCUCUUACUUUGGAAGAUGUUACGCCUAAUGAUGCGUUACGAGAAGAAAUUGAGGCUUAUAUGAAAUCCUUAAAAGAGAAACGAACAAAAAGAAAUGAUUGAGUUGGACGACUGCAUAUGACAGGAGGCUGUUGAAUGUAAACAGCGAUGCAUUAAUUUGAUCUGAUCUAAGACUUCAUUCAUAGUGAUAGUAAUACAGGAAACCUGGAAAUUAUAGAUAAAAUGAUGACAUUGAACAUUUAUAAGAAUAAAUUAUUACGCUAGUGAAAGCAUUCAAAGAGGGAAAAGUAAACUAUGA